CAGCUUUACUAGUAUGACGUACAACAUGGCCGCUGUUUCUUAACGCGUACGGAACCAGUUUCAUUGAAAACCGGUUUGGGAUAAGUUUUCCUCGGUUUUUCGACCAGUCGCAAACUCGUCGGCGAUCGUCGUUCAAGUAUUUUGCGAACUCCUGUGUCUUACUGUGUCCCCACGUCACCGUGCAAUAAUUUUUUUUCUCAAAAUGGAGAAGGAACCUAACAGAUGGAGAUGUUUGAAACACAUGGGAAUUUACGGUCAAUUUUGGAACUAGGGUUUGCAAUAUUUGUCAGAUAAAGCGGCGGGUAUUUGCUGUAUAUUUCAAAUACUGUUGUACAGAUUUUACGACAUAGAUUUUCCAAUUUGUUUAGUCUGUUGCAAAUUUUAAAACUCAUAGGUUAGUGUCAGCAAAACAAGUAUUAUGAUGUUUUGAAACAAAUAAACAUAGUGUUUAUUGUUACAGAACAAGAAGUAGGCGAAGGAGUUGAUACUCAAAUGGAAAUAAAAGUGGAGCCUAGUUUGCUGUGUUAUGCAGAAGAGGAUAAUGAAAAUGGUUUUGCUGGAUUUAAAAACUCUGGAAGAAUUCCAUCAACAGCAGAUGUUGGUGCUUUGAACCUAUGGACUAGUAAAGCUACUACGUGUCUUAUUGCCCAGUACAAAAAGUACCGCUCUAUGGUGGGCCAAACAACACAAAUACGUAGUUUGCGUGAAAUGUUUGAGAUGAUAUCAGUUGAAAUGCGAAACUAUGGAUUUUACUUUAGUCCUCAAAAAUGUGAGAAUAAGUGGCGUGUUUUGGAACGUAAAUAUAAAAAUCUUGUAUUUCGUGAAAGGCUUAAAAAACCUGGCAGAAUGCGCCACUAUGGACAUUGGGAACAUAAGAGAGCUUUGGAUGAAAUAUUUUCUGAAAAAUCUAGACAUGUUUAUCUGGAGGAGAAUGAUUUUCCAGACCCAGCGGACUCUGCAAAGUAUGCAAUAAUCUUACCAAAAUCUGCAGAUCAGUCAAAUCCUGCAAGUAAUCAGCAUACAAAUGAUCCAUUGACAUCGAUUGCAUCAAAUACAUCAACAGUAAAAAGAUCUGGUGAUGAACUGGAUCAGCAUGGAACUUUGCCAUUAUUGUUUGAGAAAUUCUUAGAAGAAAUUGAGAAGAAUUUUGCAACAGCUGAAAGAAACAAAGAGAGAAGACAUAAGGAGAAAAUGAUGAUGAGACAAAAUGAACUAGAAGUACAACGUAAAUUAUUAAAACUGAAAGAACAGAAAAUAGAGCUACAAAAAUGUCAAAUAGUAGCUGCAGCCCAGCAUUUGCAUCCAAAUAUGCAAUGACUUCAUCGUCGUAUAAUGAUAAUAAUAUUACGUGGAUGCUUUGACACUUACAAAAUAUUUUUACACGCGGGAAACGAAACGCAGGCAUUUAUGAUUGUUCGUGUUGACGGAUUUUUUACAAAGUAACAUAACUAUUGAUCUAACUGUAAGUAUAGUUAAUCCAUAAGUAAACUAUGUUUAAAGGAACUAUCUUCCUAUGAUUCAGAAAGUAGAAGAAUCCCUCAAAUUUCAUAUUUAACUUGUGGAUUCACUGCAUCUACUUAGAAAACUAUAAAAUAAAAUAAAAAUUUCUAAGCAUAUAACAAAUAUAUCCAAUUCAGCACCAACCCUGCCCUAAAAACAAUGUAAAUAGCUUUCAAAAACUAGUUGAAAUAUUAACCCCACUACAAGACCUGUUCCUAACAAUAGUUAAACAAUUUCGUGUUUAGCCAACCAUCUAAUAUGUCGUAAUUCAAAAACAAAAAGAAAAGAGAACCCUUUAAAGGGGUAGCCUGUAGCCCCUAGUAAUUUGUAUUCCAAGAAACCUUAUAACAAGACACGAAAGGUCUUUCCCGAGAACAAAGGUGGACACGUUAGAAGUCAUUAAACCGAUUAAUUCCAUUUGGAAUAGAAUUUCAUCGAGGACGUUCCAUUUCGUUCCGAGGAUAUCGCUCACGGAGUUGCGCGAUUAUCCGUCUCCUUAAUUAACACCAAAAUAGAAAUUUCCUACAAGCAUCUCUAUCAUGAAAUUUACAAAUCAACCAUUUUCCUACAAAUCUUGCACAUUUCUCUCUCCAACCUCCUUAGUCAUAUCUUUCUCUUCUAAUUAUCAGGCAUUUGUCACCAUAUCCAAAUGCUCAUAAAUUUACGUAAGUAUAAAUACUCUGACUGAUGUAAAUAGAUAAAUACUCCUACAUAUUUUCAACACUAUAAGGGCCAAUCCAUUUAUAAAUGUAUGUGUAUGCGCGUAACCGUUCGGUGUCCUCGCAACGCUGCGCAUUAUUAUACGAACUCGCGCCAAGUCAGAGUACGAGGGAGGGAUUAGAACGGAUUAUCAGAGCAAGGCGACAUUGCGGAAGAGAUAACGCAGAAAUUAUACGAAGCGAACGAAGGAAUCACGUACUGCGUGUGUGUUUAUAUCCACAGACAAAUAUUCGAGAAGAAUGGUACGAAAUGGAAAUGCAAACCUGAGAGAUUAGAAUGAAUGAGAAUGGAUAAGAGGUGCUGAUGUGAUAAACAAAAGGAAAUGCAGGUGUAAAUAAGAGAAAUAUUAAAAAUCUUAAUUACAGGUUUUUCAUAUUGAACGUAUCGUUCGUUACAGUACCUGUGAUGUUUCUAUUAUAAUUGUUUUUAUAAAAUUAAACAAUAGAGUAUACAUAGGUAUAUUGGUAUUCCUAUAGGUAUACGUUAACAGUGGACUGCCUUGGGUGUCACCUUACGACCAAUAUACAGUGCGUGACGAUUAUCCUUGUGGAAUUUGGAAAAAAUCGAGGACCGUUACCCGAUGAAAUAAACUAAGAUAUUAUUGCAUGAAGAUAAUCGUGAAAUUAAUAUGCGAGGCUUACUCGAUGUGUAGUAGAUGUCAGGAAGGACCUCGUGAUAUUUUAGACUUUUAUAUGACAGUGUGUACGUAGAUAUACAUAUGUGUACGUAUAAGUUUGAACAUACAAAAUUUCAUGUCUCUUUUUAGUUCGAAUUAUAAAUCUGGAUCAAUACUUGUCCGAAUUGUAAUACGUAAUCGGUUUAUAGUCGACGUGAUAUGUACAAUGCCGGCAUUACCGAUUGCACGGAUUCGUUUCUGUACAUAUGAAUAUAUGUAUAUUAUCUCGAAUAGAAUUUAUAAACCAUGUGUAGAUUGACGGAGAAGCAACCACCAGAAUUCAGCAGCUGAAUGCUGCUUUAUCAAUAUACUUCAUAUCUUUCUAAAUGAUUUCUAAAAUUCUAUAGAAACUCAAUACAUGUGAUAUGUAAAUACAUACGACCGUCCCUAUUAUCAUACGGCACUGAUAUAAUAAUAAAUAUAAUGUAUAACGGAAUAUAUUGAUCUAGAUAGUAUACUAUAAGGAGAAUUGUAAACUGACAAUAGAGGUAAUACUUUAAAACAGUAAUUAAUAUAAUGAUUAAUUAAUAAAUUAUUAAAAAACUGUUGUCACCUA
This is a messenger RNA of Cephus cinctus (wheat stem sawfly), 3452 nucleotides long. RefSeq lists its product as uncharacterized. Bases 493 to 1317 code for a protein of 274 amino acids. Lineage: Eukaryota; Metazoa; Arthropoda; Insecta; Hymenoptera; Cephidae. The record is from RefSeq and is a predicted model, not a curated record. The transcript has 3 exons.